AUGUUUCAAUCCUCCAAGCCGUAUUCGGCUGUGACCGUACAAAUCGAAGUCCUUACGAGCGAACAAUAUGAGGUGGAAGAUUCCAGCGGUAUUGUCGAUCUAGUGGAGGUAGUUCGCAUUCAAGCCAGUGGCCCAACAGAAGCAAGUCGGGCUCUUCGCAAGAAGCUAAAAUAUGGCAAUCUCCACCGACAACUACGCGCGCUUACUAUUCUCGACUUCUUGGUGCAAAAUGCUGGAGAACGCUUCUUGCGCGAUUUCGCCGAUGAAGCAUUGCUCGAACGUCUGCGCAUCGCAGCUACUGAUUCUGUUUCAGAUCCGCUCGUGAAACAAAAAUGCAAACAGAUUUUCGGACAAUGGGCAGCUACUUAUAAGGACACUCCUGGUAUGGCGAAAGUUACCGCGCUAUACAAGCAAGUGCCCAAGCGAAAGCAGCCUGCGACGCAGGCGAAAGCCAAGGUUCUGCGAGAGGGCUCGAAUCUGAACUCAAACGAGCCCCCAAUGGGUCAUGUCGUCUCGGUCUCGGCGGGUACUGGGCCAUCCACUGUGCUGACCAGCCCGAAACAAAAGACCAAGUCCAAAAAGGUCAAGAAAGAUAAGAAACUGUCAAUUAGCAGCAGGAGGUUUGAUAUUGAAAAAGAGCGACCAGAGAUCUUGCAGACACUCGCUGCCUCAUCUGUGGCCAGCACGAACUUGUUGAAUGCCCUGAAACUCGUCAAUCGUGAGACGCACCGGGUGAGUGAGGAUGCCGAAUGCAUCAGCCGGUUCGAAACAUGCAAAGAUCUUCGGCAUGGAAUUCUUCGAUUCAUUCAGUAUAUCGAAACGGAAGAGUUCCUAGGCGGUCUCAUUCAUGCAAAUGAGGAGCUGGUGGAUGCGCUGAUGGCAUUCGAGGUGCUCGAUAAGAGCGUGGACUAUGACAGUGAUAGUGAGGAUGAUAUUUUGGAACACAGUUGGAAGCAACGACAUGGCCUUGGUCUACAAGACAGUGGCGUGAGUGAUGGGAUUGCUGGACUUAAUAUCAAUUCAUCCAAGCCGCCACGGCCGAGCCGCCCUGAUGGUCUGCCUCUUGCAUCUUCAUCGCAACACACGCGCCCAAUCUUUGAGAGUGACAGUGAGACUGAGAGUGAAGAGGAGGAUGAUGAUAACCCCUUCGGCGACAGAAACGCUAUCAAGACCCCUGGCAUUGAGAAGAUUGGACAUACUUGGUAA
Molecule: messenger RNA, 1206 nt
Organism: Penicillium paradoxum
Lineage: Eukaryota; Fungi; Ascomycota; Eurotiomycetes; Eurotiales; Aspergillaceae
Product: LSB5 family protein
Exons: 3
Coding region: 1-1206 (401 amino acids)
Biological process (GO): actin cortical patch localization; actin filament organization; endocytosis
Cellular component (GO): actin cortical patch
Molecular function (GO): phosphatidylinositol binding; ubiquitin binding
Source: RefSeq, a predicted model, not a curated record